AUGGAAGGCAGCCCAGAGCAGCUCAACCUGGGCAAGGUGCCAGGAGAGGCAGGGGACAGCCAGGCCUUGGUUGAGAUCCAGGAGCUGGCCCUGAGGUGGUUCAUGGAGACACAGGCUCCCUCCAUCCUGCAGAAUGGGGCUCUGCCCCCCUGGUUUCAUGGAUUCAUCACCCGCAAGCAGACGGAGCAGCUACUCAGGGACAAAGCUCUCGGCUCCUUCCUUGUCCGCCUCAGUGACCGGUCUGCUGGCUACAUCUUGUCUUACAGGGGCAGUGAUCGCUGCCGCCAUUUUGUCAUCAAUCAGCUCCAAAACCGGCGUUACCUUGUCUCAGGUGAUACCCUCAGUCACAACACUCUGGAUGAACUCCUACGCCAUUACCAGGAGGUGCAGCUUGAGCCCUUCGGGGAGACCCUGGCUGCUGCUUGUCCCCGGCUACAGGAAAAUGAUCUGUACGAUGCCAUCAACGUGGGCCUCCAGCAGACCAACCUGGGCCUGGAAAAUUCACCUGCCAUGGCAUCCCCCACAGCGGUCCCUGACAAGGCCAUCAGUCCCAGUCUCCCUGCAAAGCCUCAGGUCUCCUUCCUGCACACCAAGAAGGGCCUGGAUGUGAGUUCCCGGACCCUCUCAGAGGAGGAAAGCAUAGAGGCUCCCAUGAGGGUGCCCCCCUUACCCCGGAGGAGUCCCUCCCUUCUGGAGGAGCCUCCUACAGGCCCCAGUGACAUCAUCUAUGCAGACCUGAGGAAGACGAACAAGGCUUGGCUAGGCCUGGGAACGGAGGAGUCUGGGAGGAAUAGGCCAGCUCCAGCUGGCAACCUAGCUUGUUCCCCAGGCAAAGAGUCCUCAAGGAAACUCUCAGAUGGAGAUCAGAACAGGCCUGAUGGCCCCGGGCCUGCCCCAUCUGGAGCAAAGCCAAGCCAGGGAUCUACAGUGUCUUCCACUUCCUUGGGGCUUUUCCUGCCUCCCAGUUCUGAGGCCCUGGGAUCUCGGACUACUACCUGGAGGCAGGGGUUUCUAAAGCUGAGCCAUGAGGCUCAGUCCUCCUCUGAGGCCAGCUCUACAGAUACAUAUCAGCUUGUCGGGACAGCGGACCUUCAACAGGAAGCCAAGGAAGUACUAGGCCAAGGAGGCAGUCCUUACGAGCAGAUUCCAGCCUGCUGGGGUGGCAUAGCCAGGACCCCAUACCCCGGGGUCAGUCCUGCAUAUAGCCAACUAUCAAAACCCAUGGACUGUGGCUAUGAGAGGAUCUCAGGGACCUCAUGGUUCCCAGAGCCAGGGAACACCUAUGAGCAAAUCCCAGCAUCCAAGAGCAAGGACACUGGACGAACGCACAAGUCCGACAAAUUCCGGAGGCUCUUCUUCACAGACAGGAAGCACAAAUUCUGAGAAAAGCCUGACAUCUAGAGGGUUUCCUGGUACCCAGCAACACCCUCAGCUCACCGGAAAGUGUGAUUCAACCAGCCACCAAGAGCCAGGCUCUGAGACCCAGCCUAGAUACCUUCCUGAGAGAUGGUGGAAGGACCUUACAGUGGCCUGCAGCUCCUGGCUAUGUCCUGCUUCCUCAAUGCUUCCCAUACAAGCAGUGGAAGGAAUAAGGCCAGAGAGAAUGCAGGGAUUGAGUGGACAUGUGGAGG
Nannospalax galili (Upper Galilee mountains blind mole rat) is the source of this 1631-nucleotide messenger RNA. It is a transcript of the gene Sh2d7, whose product is annotated as SH2 domain containing 7. The record is from RefSeq and is a predicted model, not a curated record. The coding region runs from base 1 to 1383 and encodes 460 amino acids. The transcript has 6 exons. Gene Ontology annotation, cellular component: cytoplasm. Lineage: Eukaryota; Metazoa; Chordata; Mammalia; Rodentia; Spalacidae.